AUGGAGAAGAUAAUCGCCGACCCUACACCAGUGGACGAUGCUAUAGGUAUUGCUGAACAUAGUCCGGUGAAGCGUUCUUUGAAGCGAAAGUAUGAGGAACUAGAAGAAGACGAGAAUACGUCCGAAGUCUUCCAGACCCUCGAUCAAGUUAAAUCCGACCGAGUGACCCGAAGUCGAGUAAAAUCUACCAAGCGAGAGACCGCUUCCAACACUGUCACCAGUACAUCUAUCGACCCUGCCGAGGCACAUGCGAACAAGCCAGAACCGCAUGGUCAGCCAUUGGCCUGGGCUGACAAGAGAGCAGCCCUAAAUGAUGCACUGCCAUAUUUCAAAUCGCAUCAAGGCGGCGUGUAUUCAGCGGGGCUAAUGCCCAAAGGCAUGCUCAUAGAUGGAAUUGUAGGGACGCGUGAUCAUUUUUCUAGUCAGGUUAUAGUUACUUCAAUUGGUGGUGGCCGAGUUCUAGAUCCGGUUACCAAGAAGAUGAUCAGGAUCGAAGAUCAAGGGGAUGAUGGCAAGAAUUAUAAGGCUUUGAUGCGGGCUUGGGAAGCAAAGCACCCCUUCGUGAUGGUAGCUGGAGCGCGCAACACUAUGUUCCCGGUCAAACCUCCCCAUUCCUAUAAUGUUCUUGACUAUUUUCAUAUUACAGAUAUCUGGCAAGAAAAAACCAAGGAGCCCCAGAGACAAGCGGUGAUGAUUUAUAUGGUCCGCUUGGAAAAGGUCAACUUGACUAACAGAUCUUGGUGGGCUCCAAGAGAUGUUAGUGGUCCCGAAGCGGGUGAAUUUGGGGUUGGUGAAUACUCCUGCACAUCUAUCGUUUGCACGACUUGCCAAAACCCGAGCAAGGAGAUUUUCGAGCAAGGUUGGACCUGUCUUAACAGCCAAUGCGGGAGAUUCUUUGAGUUUGCUACCACAUUGGACUUCAACGAGCUGAAGUAUAACAACGCCUUCUUACGAGAGAGAUCCAAGUACAGCGGUAUUCCGAUCGAGAAUGAUCUCAUUCCUGCGCUACCCUCUGAUGGAGAAAACACUUUUGGCAGCGAAAAGGAGUAUAAACAAGGAAUCCUUUGUCCUAAGUGCGGCUGUUGCAGCAGGAGAAUAAAGUGGGAUGGCUGGUAUUGCGAGAAUGCAGAAUGUGAUUUCACACAUACAGUCCCCAUCAAAAUGACUCCCCUCGAUCGUAUCAAGAGUGAGAACAAGAAUGCGAAGAGCAAAAAGAAUAUUCCUAUAACCCAUUGCGACCCUUGUGUUGAAGUUCACAAGACGACUAUAGGAGGACAGAAGCUUAAGACUUUUUUCCUCCUAAAUGAGAAUGGUGGUCAUUGUAUUGGGACUAUCACCCGCAUUAGGCCGACAGAAGAGGCCAUUUCAAGAGAAGGUGGCCUUAACGACCUAUAUUUACAUUUGCAAAAGGAAGACCUAAAACUAGAGAGAAGACCAGCAAAGAAUCCUGGCUGUCGAGUUGAAGAGUUGACCUCCCACUUCUCUGGGAAUUUCGGUGCUCCGUACAAGUUUGGAGUAGUCGUAAAGACCACAACUAGUUUCGAGGACGCACCCACUCCAAUAUUAGAGACUCUUCUCCGACUGACUUGGGGAGGAAAGGCAGCCGUUGAAGCCUCGGGUAAACUCAUCCGGGACAAGAAAAUCAACGUCCUAGGAGAUUCAAUACCAAGCGGAUUUGAAGCGUAUAAUGAACAGCUGGUUCUUGGAUAUUUCGAAAAGUCAAAAAUCAGUGCCCACGACGACGGUGAGAAAGAACUCGGGCCGAAUGUUGCAUCCCUCUCCCUUGGAUCUCCUUCGGUGAUAAAAUUUUCCCCCAAGAAAGGAAAAGAUAUUGGGGGAAACAAAGAUAUAAACAAGAAGAGGAGAGGGUCGGUCUUGUCAGUGAAGCUGAAGCAUGGUGACAUGCUGGUCAUGCAUGGAGAACAAAUCCAGAAACUAUAUCUCCAUGCCGUCGAACCGCGUGGAAAACAUCGAUUUGCCUUGACUUGUCGACACAUCCGGCCAGAUACCAUUCCCGAUGAAGAACAGCGCAUUCUAUCUAUCACUACUGGGAAAGUCCCUGAUCGAUGGGCUGCCAUUAGGUAUAACGGAGAAGAAGACCAGUUCGAAUCCCGUGCUACUGGAGAAGUUGUAGCCUGCCCUGGAACUGUUGUAGGAAGUACUGAGUCUCCUCAAAAUCCGGCACCAUCUGAAUACACCAACGGCGCUGAGAGUGAUUCUGUUCUCACGGUUUAGAUUUUUAUCAUAUACAGCAAGUUCUAAAGGACCGACUACUGACAAAGCUUCGCCUACCAUCACCAACAAUUCUAUCUCGUUUCGUCUUGCUAUAGCACCCCUUAGGUCCCUGAAGCAAUCAGGAACUAGUCGAAUAUUAUCAAAUGUCGCAAGUGGACUUCUUUUUGUUUCACUACUUAGAAUUACGCCCCAAGUUUAUUUAUUGCAUCUACUCAAUUUUCUUUUCGCUUUGGCACUAGUUUUUCUCAAGUCACAGGAGAAGUUUCAUUAUGUGGGAGGAGAUGGACUAUGCGGUGCUGCAGUGAUCUCUUUUUAACGAUCUCGGCAUUAGCAACUACGUUAACGACUUCAUGCUUUACGU
Messenger RNA from Daldinia decipiens, 2596 nucleotides. RefSeq lists its product as uncharacterized. Gene Ontology annotation, biological process: DNA repair. The record is from RefSeq and is a predicted model, not a curated record. NCBI's taxonomy places the organism in Eukaryota, Fungi, Ascomycota, Sordariomycetes, Xylariales, Hypoxylaceae. The transcript has 7 exons. Bases 1 to 2235 code for a protein of 744 amino acids.